GCGCUUUGCAGCACAUCGGUGGGGGUGUUUGUGUGCAUCGCGCGUUUACCGUACUAUAAAAAGGCAAAGCAUAUCAGCCAAAGGUGUUCAUUUAUUCAUUAUCAGUUAGUAAGUAACGAGUAGUUCGUGUUAGUAGCUGUAGUGGCCUCGGGUCCAGAUUUCAGAAAAAAAACCAUAACCACAAUGCGGCUAAGAUUGGUGAUCCUUGCGGCAUUUAUGCUUCUGUUCCUGCUCGUCGAAUCUGCCGCUGCCGGCAAACGGCGGAAAAUCAUCAUCCACGUACCGGUCAAAGUGAAGCAGCAGAAGCAUGUGCACACGGAAGUGAAAACCGUGCACCACCACCACAAACCGACCGUGAUCAAGGAGGAGAAGAUCGUGAAGAAGGAGGUGCACAAGCCGGUCGUGAUCAAGGAGGAGGUGGAGCACGAACAUUUCCACCAUCACUACAAACACGACCAUCCAACGUUCGAGAUCGAUGGGCACGAUGCGAACGGGCUCGGCUCAAGCCUAAUCAGCUAGGCGCUGCAAGCACACCGACGGAAGCUAUUACGAUAGAAGAUGGAACGAAGAAGAGGAAGGAUAGGGAAAACAAUUUGCAAAAACGGAACCACCAAAAUACAAAUGGACGAUAAAAUAGAAAACAUAAACGAAGGAAGCAAAACGAACAAAAAAAAA
Anopheles stephensi (Asian malaria mosquito) is the source of this 675-nucleotide messenger RNA. RefSeq lists its product as uncharacterized. The coding region runs from base 184 to 519 and encodes 111 amino acids. NCBI's taxonomy places the organism in Eukaryota, Metazoa, Arthropoda, Insecta, Diptera, Culicidae. The record is from RefSeq and is a predicted model, not a curated record. The transcript is spliced from 3 exons.